Molecule: messenger RNA, 2919 nt
Organism: Cyprinus carpio (common carp)
Lineage: Eukaryota; Metazoa; Chordata; Actinopteri; Cypriniformes; Cyprinidae
Product: achaete-scute homolog 1b-like
Exons: 1
Coding region: 180-719 (179 amino acids)
Biological process (GO): regulation of transcription by RNA polymerase II; developmental process
Molecular function (GO): protein dimerization activity; RNA polymerase II transcription regulatory region sequence-specific DNA binding; DNA-binding transcription factor activity, RNA polymerase II-specific
Source: RefSeq, a predicted model, not a curated record
GGUGUCGGACGCGUGUUGAAAAAGCCGAGAGCUGCCAAAGUUUGUAGCAGAUCCGAGGGACAGCUAGACUCGGGCCACAAUACUCCCGACCGAGCACGCGAAAGGCACGAGAGUCGUGCGUCGCUAGUUUUUUUGACAGUGACAGUGGAUUUGUUGUUCGAAAAGAUUUGCCAAAAAACAUGGAUACUGCGCAAAGUGCAUGCAACGCGACCGUCAUCCUGCAAGAAUGCGCGCUCCCGAGCGCGAGCCAAUCCAAGUCGAAGGUGCUGAAAAGACAGCGCUCGAGCUCACCGGAGCUUUUGCGCUGCAAGCGGAGACUCACGUUCAACGGGCUGGGCUACUCCAUCCCGCAGCAGCAGCCUGUCGCGGUGGCGCGACGCAACGAACGCGAGAGGAACCGCGUCAAACAGGUCAAUAUGGGAUUCCAGACGCUGCGCCAACACGUCCCGAACGGCGCGGCCAAUAAGAAGAUGAGUAAAGUGGAGACGCUCCGGUCGGCGGUGGAGUACAUCCGCGCGUUGCAGCAGCUGUUGGACGAGCACGACGCGAUUUCAGCCGCGUUCCAGCGCGGCGUUCCGUCACCGACGCUCUCCAACGCGUACUCGGCCGAUCCCGAGUCGCCACACUCCUCCUAUUCAUCCGAUGAAGGGAGUUACGAGCACCUGAGCUCUGAAGACCAAGAGCUGCUGGACUUCACAACUUGGUUUGAUCGCUACUGAUGAGAUUUUACAAUCCUCACCUGAACAUUCCAGAUUCACGUGACUGCUGGAAAACCCAGUUUAUGCGUUUUGGAACGUGGCUGCUGGUUUAUUUCUGGCGUGGUGAUUUGUUGCUGGUCCAAGAUGAUCUUAGACCUGCUAGAAUCCAGCAACUGUGUUCCCAAAUAAACCUGGACUCUUGUAAACUUCACAGAUGCUGCUUUGUCAACUCUAUGGUCAGCAGUCUGGGACGCUGUGGCUUAAUGGUUAAGCUGGAAAAGGUUGUAGGUUCAAACCCCAGUGGGGUCGAUGAGCUUCUACAAUUGUGAAACAAGUCACAACUGCUGGAUUGAACACAUUUCAUAAGUGCAAUUGUGGGCAUGAUAUGUUUCAACUUCCCUAAGAAUGUCGUGUUAAAGGGAAUAUUGAUUAUUACCUACAACCAACUACCAGGUCUGCUUAAGGACCAACGUUGAAAUUUGUACAAUAACUUUUUGUAUUGUUAAAGAUGAAGAUAUAUUUUUGUAAGUGGAGCGCAACAGCCUCUUUGUGAUAAUGAACGCUGUUAGUUUGUUGUAAUAAUAAUAACCGUUCCGUUUAGAUCAAAGUUGUUUUUAACACUGGAGAAGAGUUGAUCUGUCGAUCUGUAUUUAUCAAAAUUUUAUCGUCUAUAGAUGUAGUUCUUCCUGUGAUACAUGGCGGACUUUUUCAAUGCACUUGUCCAUUUUUAGUAGUGUACAUAAAUGAUUUUAACAAAUAUAUUUUGUGGAAAUGUUUUUAUAAAUAAAUCUGCUCUAUUUAUACGUACAUCGGUGUUUCUGGUUGAUUUUCAAACCCCAACUCUAGAUGCUCCACUCUUAAAAAUAAAGGUUCUUUAAUGGCAUCGAUGGUUCCAUGAGGAACCUUCAACAUGCAUAGAACCUUUUCAAAGCACAAAAGGUUCUUUGAAGUGGGAAAAUGUUUUUCACACCAAGAAAACGGUUCACUGGAUGGUUCUUUUAGGAACCCAAAAUGGUUAUUCCAUGGCUUUGCCUCUUUAUUUUUAAGAUUGAGAUGAUAAAACAUCCCUGUGGAUGUGGAAGAAUCACAGAACGCCCCUUUUGUCUCUUUACAAAGACCUCCAAAUGACACUCUACAGAGAUGGGCUAUUUCCACCCUUUCUAGGGAUCAUUUUGCAAUGACAAAGUUGGGUCAGAUUGGGCGAUUGGUCUGUUUUUAUUCUCAGUGUAUAACCCCAGCUGAGUUUUUCAGCCCUUUUGAAGAAGCCAUUUUGCCAUUGUGCCUCCCCACAGGUGCCUUUAUGCAUUUGUCUAUGUGUAAUGACACUCCUUAUUGUUAAUAAUUGAAAUAAUGAUGUGAAUUUCACCAGCAGGCUUUUACAUUUCAAACAAGGCCAGUAAAAACUCAGAGACCCCAUUUAAUGAUCUCUCAGUAGGCGGCCCAUCUAGAGUUUUAAUGGAUGCAGCUCAUGCAUAAAAACUUAGAUUAGUUUUAGUGGAUGUAAAAGGCAAGAUAAAGAUCCAUUAAGGUCGUCUAAAAACAGGCACAUACUGAUGCCCCCUAUCCCAUGCAAGGGGGGCACUGAUGCCCCCUCGGCCCCCAUAAAGAGUUUUCUAAGCAGGUGUGAGCCACGUGCCUGUGUUUGGUGGGACACAUCUGCUCCACCCCAUUGGCUAGCUGACGAACCCUCUCGGUUGGAGUUUUAAAAAAAUAAGGGAGUGAUUUAUGACAGCAAUUAUUCAUCUCUUUAUGGAUUCUUCUAUAUCUUUUAACGCACCAAAAGAAAAAUAUACUCAGCAUUAAUCACCUACUGGUGGGGUAUUGUUUAAUUCUGAAAUAUAGUUCACCUUCGCUGACCUUCAUGGGGUCUGAAAUGACACGUCACUGUGUUUAACGCCGGGCUGACUUCAGUUUCUAAGAGAAGGAACACUUGAAGUGUGAUUUAUGUCAUGUUAGUGAACCGUGACUGCUGGAUAGUCAAGUGCACCCCCAGGAAAUUAGAAAACCUACGUGAUUUUUCAAAAGAAAAUGAUUUCAUCCAGAUUAAGUAUGAAUAACCUGGAAAAAUACAUUUCUCACAAAUAUAAUUUGCAUAAUUAGAUCUAAUUAACCAAUGAUUUGAAUGUAUGCACAGCUAUUUACCUGUUAUUGACCUCCAGCAAAGAAAUAAGACCACAAAUAAGCAUGCAAUAUAAUAUAAUACACUAAAAAAUAAUUCAAC